GACGACCACCAUCCUCUGCUACGCCUCUUGCUGCCCGCCACCCUCCUCGCUGGCACCAGGCACUUGCUGCCUUUCGCGUCCCACACACUGCCCUCUGCCCGCCGCCGCCAUGGCCGUCGACGAGGCUGAGCAGAUCCGCGAGCUGCAGGCGGCGCGCACCGCCCUCGGCGCCAAGGACAAGGCGGCAUUCGGCAAGGCCGGCGCGUACGGCGCAGACGAGACGUACGGCGGCGGCCGCAAGAAGUCUGACUACCUCACCGAGCUGCCCGCCAGCAGCGGCGGCGCCGGCGGCGACAGCGACGAUGACGACGAUGACGAGGGCGGCUCGUCCAGCCGGCGGCGCCGCAACCCGCUCGACGCCUUCAGCGCCCCUGUGCACUUGCUCAACGAGUUCGCCAAUGACGACGACGACCCGAUGGAGGACCGCUCAAAGCAGCGCCAGAUCGCGGCGCGGCAGAGUGACUACCACCUGCGGCGCUUCGAGCGCGAUGCGGGGCCCGAGAAGGGCAGCGAUGCGAUUGCGGGCGAGGGCGAGGGCGGGUACAAGGAGGCCAUGCGGCGCGCAGAGGUGGAGCGCGAAGAGGACCGUGUGAAGCGCAUCAUCGAGGCCAAGGAGCGCGAUGCCAUCGAGGCACGGCAGAACGGCGUCGAGGACGAGAAGCCGCUGGGCGCCUCUGCGCCCGACGCCACGCCGCGCGUCGAGCGCAAGCGGCGGUGGGACACGGGCCCGGCCGAGACGUCGAGCCGCGCCUCUGACAGCGGCUGGAGUGAGAAUGGCGAUGCUGCAGACGCCACACCGCGGAAGCGUCGCUCGCGCUGGGACCAGACGCCGACUGUGGGCGCCGAUGCGGCGGGCGGCGAGACGCCCAAGCGCUCGCGCUGGGACCAGACGCCGGUGGCGGCGGCGGGCAGCUCUUCGGAGGGCAGCGCGCUGAGCGGCUUCGCUGGCCUGCAGACGCCGAUGGGCAUGAUGAGCGACGGCGCCUUUGUGCUCGACCCGCGCAACCGCUACCUGUCCGACGAGGAUCUCGACCGCAUGCUGCCGUCCGAGGGCUACACGAUCGUGCCGCCGCCGGCCGACUACGCGCCCAUCCGCACGCCCGCGCGCAAGCUGAUGCAGACGCCGAUGGCCGCCGGCGGCGGCGGCUUCAUGAUGUUCGACGAGGCCCAGUCGCGCGCGCUGGCCGAGGAGAUGGCGCCGGACCUGCCGACGGACAUUCCGGGCGUCGGGCAGCUGGCCUUCUUCAAGCAGGAGGACCAGGCGUUCUUCAAGAAGAUUCUCAACGACGCCGAGGACGAGACGAGCCUGUCGCUCGACGAGCUCAAGGAGCGCAAGAUCAUGCGCCUGCUGCUCAAGAUCAAGAACGGCACGCCGCCAAUGCGCAAGACGGCGCUGCGCCAGAUCACCGACAAGGCGCGCGAGUUUGGCGCGGGCCCGCUGUUCGACAAGAUUCUGCCGCUGCUCAUGGAGCGCACGCUCGAGGACCAGGAGCGGCACCUGCUCGUCAAGGUCAUCGACCGCGUGCUGUACAAGCUCGACGACCUUGUGCGGCCGUAUGUGCACCGCAUCCUCGUUGUCAUUGAGCCGCUGCUCAUCGACGAGGACUACUACGCGCGCGUCGAGGGCCGUGAGAUCAUCUCGAACCUGUCCAAGGCUGCCGGCCUGGCGCACAUGAUCUCAACGAUGCGGCCGGACAUCGACCACGUCGACGAGUACGUGCGGAAUACGACUGCGCGCGCCUUCUCGGUCGUGGCGUCGGCGCUCGGCAUUCCGGCGCUGCUGCCCUUCCUGAAGGCCGUGUGCCGCAGCAAGAAGAGCUGGCAGGCGCGCCACACGGGCAUCCGCAUCGUGCAGCAGAUUGCCAUCAUGAUGGGCUGUGCCGUGCUGCCGCAUCUCAAGAAUCUCGUCGACUGCGUCGAGCGUGGCCUCGACGACGACCAGCAGAAGGUCAAGACGAUGACGGCGCUGGCUCUUGCGGCACUUGCCGAGGCUGCCGCGCCGUACGGCAUCGAGUCCUUCGAGGACGUGCUCAAGCCGCUCUGGACGGGCAUCCGGCAGCACCGCGGCAAGGGCCUGGCGGCGUUCCUCAAGGCCAUCGGCUUCAUCAUCCCGCUGAUGGACUCGGACACGACGCUCUACUUCGUCAAGGAGGUGACUCCGACGCUGAUCCGCGAGUUCCAGAGCGCCGACGAGGAGAUGAAGAAGAUCGUGCUCAAGGUCGUCAAGCAGUGCGCCGCGACCGAGGGCGUGACGGGCGCAUUUCUCAAGGAGGAUCUGCUGCCUGACUUCUUCAAGGCGUUCUGGGUGCGCCGCAUGGCGCUCGACCGCCGCAACUACAAGCAGGUCGUCGAGACGACCGUCGAGCUGGCCAACAAGACGGGCGUGUCCGUCGUCGUGGGCCGCAUCGUCGACAGCCUCAAGGACGAGAGCGAGCCGUUCCGCAAGAUGGUCAUGGAGACGAUCGCGCAGGUCAUCGGCAACCUCGGCGCCGCCGACAUCGACGAGGGCCUCGAGACGCGUCUCGUCGAUGGCCUCAUCUAUGCGUUCCAGGAGCAGACGCAGGAGGACAAGGUCAUGCUGGAUGGCUUCGGCGUCGUCGUCAAUGCGCUGGGCAUGCGCGUGCGGCCAUACCUGACGCAGAUCGUCUCGACGGUGCUCUGGCGGCUGAACAACAAGAACGCCAAGACGCGCCAGCAGGCCGCCGACCUGACGACGAAGCUGGCCGUGGUGAUCAAGCAGUGCGGCGAGGAUGCGCUGCUGAGCAAGCUCGGCGUCGUGCUGUUCGAGCAGCUCGGCGAGGAGUUCCCCGAGACGCUGGCGUCGAUCAUCGAGGCCGAGGGCGCCAUUGCCAACGUCGUCGGCAUGACGCAGAUGAACCCGCCCAUCAAGGACCUGCUGCCGCGCAUGACGCCGAUCCUGCGCAACCGGCACGAGAAGGUGCAGGAGGCCAGCAUCAACCUCAUCGGCCGCAUUGCCGACCGCGGCGCCGAGUACGUGUCGGCGCGCGAGUGGAUGCGCAUCUGCUUCGAGCUGCUCGACCUGCUCAAGGCGCACAAGAAGGCCAUUCGCCGUGCCGCCGUCAACUCGUUUGGCUACAUCGCAAAGGCCAUCGGCCCGCAGGACGUGCUGCAGGUGCUGCUCACCAACCUGCGCGUGCAGGAGCGCCAGAGCCGCGUGUGCAGCACCGUCGCCAUUGCCAUCGUCGCCGAGACGUGUGGCCCCUUUACGUGCAUUCCGGCGAUCCUGAACGAGUACCGCACUCCAGACCUCAACGUGCGCAACGGCUGCCUGAAGGCCCUCUCGUUCGUGUUCGAGUACAUUGGCGAGAUGGCCAAGGACUACGUCUACUCCGUCGUCGGCUGCCUUGACGACGCGCUGGUGGACCGCGACGCCGUGCACCGGCAAACGUCGGCGGCGAUCGUCAAACACAUUGCGCUCGGCACGGCCGGCCUCGGGCAGGAGGACUCGAUGCAGCACCUGCUGAACCUUGUCUGGCCCAACAUCUUCGAGGCGUCGCCGCACGUCAUCUCCAACGUCAUGGACGCCAUCGAGGCGAUGCGCGUGGCCCUGGGCCCCGGAGUGCUGCUCAACCACACGCUGCAGGGCAUCGUGCACCCGGCACGCAAGGUGCGCGAGCCGUACGUGCGCGUCUACAACAGCUGCUACCUCGGCGCCGCCGACGCCAUGGUGCCCUACUACCCCAACUUCGACGCCACGUCGGGCGCCGAGGGCGAGCGCGGCAACGACUGGGUGCGCCAUGACCUCCUCUCUCUGCCCCUCUGAUCUGUAUCCUGCCGGUCUCCUCCUGUUAUCACGCCUUGCAAUGCGACACACCCCUGCAUCUCCAC
Tilletiopsis washingtonensis is the source of this 3849-nucleotide messenger RNA. RefSeq names its product ARM repeat-containing protein. Gene Ontology annotation, molecular function: mRNA binding. Gene Ontology annotation, biological process: spliceosomal complex assembly. The coding region runs from base 110 to 3784 and encodes 1224 amino acids. Lineage: Eukaryota; Fungi; Basidiomycota; Exobasidiomycetes; Entylomatales. The record is from RefSeq and is a predicted model, not a curated record. The transcript is spliced from 2 exons. Gene Ontology annotation, cellular component: catalytic step 2 spliceosome; U12-type spliceosomal complex; U2-type prespliceosome.